GAGAAGCUGGGUUGGUUUGAGUCAAGUUCAGAUCUCACAAUGCCUCUUUUGGAAGCCAAACCGUUUGAGGGAGCAUGGGCAUCCUUUUGAAGUCCUAGUAUCAUUUUAGUCAUUUUGGAAAAGAAGCUUUUCAGAAUAAUUUUGGUCUUAAUUUUCUCCUGAACAGAAUAGUGGCGGUGGGACACUUGGACUCUCCAAAAGGUUGCUAAUUAGGCACUGAGAUCGUUCGCCAAAUGGAAGUGGAAGUGGAAGAGGUGGAAGUCGAGGAUAACGUGGCGCUGCGGAGGAGGCAGUAUAGGAAACCUGAUCUCGAUGCGAAUCCGGUUGGUAGUAAUGGCAGCAAGCCUGGGGAUGAUCAUGGCGGUAUUGAAUCUGAAGCUUCUGCUGUUACUAAUGGCAGUGAGCCUGCUGCUGAUCUCGGCGGAAUUGAAUCUGAAGCUUCUGCUGAGCAAGAAGGAGAAGAAGAAGUGGAUGACAGGGAACGAGAUGUGGAGCACGAGAACGGAAAUGGCGGCGGUGAUAAUUUAGAAGAAAAUGGAGGAGGAGGUGGAAUCAGAAGCGGUGUGUACUUCGACAAACUUGAAGGCACUGAAUCCACCAAUGUAGUUUCUGAAAUUCAGUCCGAGAGAAUUCAUAUUGCUGGAUCCAGUAACUGCUGUGGGAAAAUUGUGGAGAGUGUAAAUGUUUCUGGUUUGAGAUCAUCUCCACCUGAAAAGUCAUUUGAUACACCAGAAGCAGGUUCUAAGCAUUUUGACCAAAGAACUGAUGUAGAUGUAGAUGUAGAUGUAGAUGAAGAUUUUGACUCAAUAGAAGAAAUUGAAGAGGAAUUCACGGAACUAGAUGUAGAAGGGGUUUUAAAAAUGCAAAACACACAUGAUCUCUACUGCCCUAAUUGUAAUUCUUGUAUUACCAGAAGGGUUAUCCUGAUAAGAAGAAAGCCAAAGAUUCGCCAUAAACGCAAACCUGAAAGGAAGUUUGAUGAUCACCCUACGUACGCACCUGAUGCUCAAGGUUCUGAGAAUGUAAGUUCCACUACUAGUGCAACUCCUGCACUGGAUGAGCAGGGUAAUGAUGGAGAAAGAGAAGCAUUCAGAUGCUUAUCGUGCCUAAGCUUUUUCAUUCCUACAGGAAAUGGUUUCAGGAUCUUCAAGUUUUCUGGAGAAAGCAAGAAGAAUGAAAACACACCAAGUCCUGAAAACAUACCAGCAGGCAGGACAAAUUGGUUCUUCUCUAUUUUUGCAAUAGGCAAGAGCAAAACAGCUCUUGAGCAAGCACGGAGCCUUCCAGAAGUUGGUGCAAUUGAUCAGCAUGUCCCAUCACAAAGUGCUGACAAUAUGUCACACUCCCACAAAAAUGAUCCAUUGGGUGAUCCUAUUGACAGCAGAACUGCUACUCACCCUGGCAAACCAGCAGAUCCUCCAUUGGCACCAAUUGCAAUGGAGCCAAAAGUUGAUGUGGAAACAGUGAAUGAGACAGUUUCUGAUCAUAAUGAUUCAACUCAGACAGAAUCAUUUGUCUAUGGAGGACAAGUACGUGAUGGAGUUACCGGACCUCAAAAAUCUGUAAAGGAUAUCUCUAAUUCUUCAACAGAAGUGUCCAUACUCAUGGAUAUGGGUGGAAAAUCAGAUGAUGCAAUGGUAGAAAAGAAUCCAGGUAUGGAAACCUUUUCCAAGUCAUUUUUAAAGAAGGAUAACAAGGCACUGUGCCACUAUGAUUUUGCUACAGAAUCCCAUGAUUCUGGAACAAGGGUUUCAAUUUCUCCAAUGAGAGGUUCCCCACUGCUUGAAGAAGUGAAAACUGAAUCUGUGGAGACUGGUGCCACUCUGACAAAGACCAGCAGGGGGGAUGACCUGAUAGUAGUUGUGGAAGAAGGAUCAGUAGGAACAACAGUUUCUCAGAGGAUUGAAAGCACUGCUGUUUCAACAGAAAAUGGUGUCAGUGAAUCUCGUGGAUUGGAUAUCUUAAAAAGUAUUGUUUAUGGUGGUUUAAUUGAAUCAAUCACAAGUUUAGGUGUUGUGUCAUCGGCAGCAGGCGCUGGUGCUUCCACGUUGAAUGUUUUAGCUCUGGGGUUGGCCAAUUUACUGGGUGGACUGUUCGUCAUUAUUCAUAAUCUUAGAGAACUAAAAAAUGAGCAAUCUGGUGGGGUUUCCAGUGAAACCAAUACGCAAGAAGACCGCUACCAAGAAAUAUUAGGCCGGAGAGAUAACUUUGCACUGCAUGCAACUGUCUCUAUUUUAUCAUACCUCAUCUUUGGGUUGGUUCCUCCAGUUGUCUAUAGCUUCUCAUUUCGCCAGAGCGACAAUAGAGACCUCAAGCUUGCAUCCUUGGCUGCUGCUUCUCUUGUAUGCAUUAUUUUGCUUGCCAUUGGGAAAGCUCACGUUGGAAAGCCACGAAGAACUUAUUUCAAAACAGUAUUGCACUAUGUGAUUAUAGGCUUUAUGGCUUCUGGAGUCUCGUAUUUAGUUGGCGAAUUGCUGAAGAAACUCUUGGAAGAACUGGGUUGGUUUGAUUCAAGUUCAGCUGUCACAACACUUUUCCCAGAAGCGAAACCAUUAGAGAGAGCAUGGGCAUCCUACUGAAGCUGUGGGAUCAUUUUUCAAGUCAAUUUGGAGGAAAAUUUUGGACUUUCUAUUUCCUCCUAGUUUCAUUUGAAUGUGUACCUUUUAACUCUGGUGCUGGGAAACAUCGAGGAGGAGAAAGCUGAGCAAUUGAAUUUCUCAGAGAUAAGAAUAAGAUGCAAUAAAUAGCAUAAAACGAUAAACAAACAUUUCUUUG
This is a messenger RNA of Rubroshorea leprosula, 2775 nucleotides long. NCBI's taxonomy places the organism in Eukaryota, Viridiplantae, Streptophyta, Magnoliopsida, Malvales, Dipterocarpaceae. The record is from the annotation of a GenBank genome assembly.